CAUCACAAAUGUAAAGGCCCCUGCUAACUCCAACAGCCCAUCAGAAAGAAAAUCAAUGGUGAGUGAUGCUAGUGGAGGAGAAAGUGGAGGAGUGAUUGUGGGGGUACGUAGCAGCUUCGAUAUAUAUGUAAUACAGAAAGGAGUGAACUAGAAAGCCAGAGAAAAUAAUUAAAUAAUGGAGAGGCUACUUGAAGUAUCACAGAAAGGUAAUGUUCAUUCGUUAAGAAAAUUACUCGAGGAAGUCCCAUCUCUUACUUUAGACGAAGUAUUUACUAGUUUUUGCAGAACUCCAUUACACAUAGCAGUUAUGUGUGGUCGUGCUGAUAUGGUAAAAGAGAUUCUAGCAAUUAAACCAGAACUUGCAUUGAAAGUAGACUCACAAGGAUUUACUCCUCUUCACCAAGCUUCAGCGAGAUGGCAUCUCAAUAUGGUAAAAGUGUUGGUAAAUGCCAAUCCUGAUGCUUGUAUGGUUCAAGAUCAAGAUGGAAGAACCCCUCUACAUCUAGCAGUUAUGAACGAUCGAGUUAAGACAGUUAAAAUGUUACUACAGGAAAGACCGGAAGCAAUUCAUUUAAGGAAUGCUCGCAAUGAGACCAUACUACACUUUUGUGUUAAAAACAAUGGUACUGUGGAGACCCUUAGGUUCUUGGUUGAGAAUUCAACCGGUGAUCAACCUGCAAAUCGAGAUUAUUCUAUUUCUGUCAACUCCAAAGAUGUCGAUGGGAAUACAAUCUUGCACCUUGCUGCAGAAACGGGGAAUAUGAAGGUUGUGAAGUUUUUGGUGGACAGCGGAAUUGUGAGAGUUGAAAUAAAUGCCUUGAAUAAUAAAAACCUCAAAGCCUUCGAUAUGUUACCUGAAACUGUUAAAAAUGAACUAGAAAUUGGAUGUUUUUAUUACUAUGGACCCUCAGAAAACAAGAAGACAAAAAAUGAUCAUAAAGGGCGGAAGGAGAGGGUGAAUACGUUAAUGGUGGUUGCCACAUUAAUAGCAGGAAUCGCAUUUCAAGCUGCUAACAAUCCACCAGGAGGUUUGUGGCAACAGGACACUAAGGUCAGUUCUAGUACAGAUCCUAAUACUUUCACUUAUUAUCUAAACGGCAUGCUUGGCACCCGUAUGUCCGUUGAUUUGGCAUCUUAUCUACUAGACUUGACGUACGGAGAAAGAAAAAGUUAUUCCGGCAACAGUGUUGCUGCGUUGAACAAUACCAAAUAUAAUUAUACAACAACUGACACCUUUACUAGUGCUCGUUUUGUUUUGGAUCUACUGCAAUCUUCUUAUAUAAACAACAACGUCACUACAUACUCCGGUGUGAUUUUAGAAGAGAAUGAUUUCAGGAACAUUAUUUCGGAUUACAAUCGUAGUAGUGGAGGUGAUUUUUUUCCUUAUCUGAUGUUUUACGCUGGAACCCCAAUAAUGGCUUAUUUCAACCCAACUAAUUACAUCCUUUACAUGGUUACUAACGUAGUGGCAUUUCUAGUGUCCGUGACCUAAUGAAUGAUACAUUUGUUGCUCAGGUUCGGCUUCUUGUUGUGCUAAUGUGCAUAUCAAUAGGAUGCAUCCUCUUUGGUUAUAAAUCUGUUUUCAUAGCCCUUACACCAGACUAUUUAAAGAAUCCAACAUUAAUAUCACUCUAUAUAUUCCUUGGGCUAUGGUGCAUAUUUGGAACUGGCUUCUUCAUCUGGUCAUUGAUUUCCAAUAUACUUAAGAUGCGGAAUUACCUUAUUGUUGGAGUUGAAAAAUACCUUAAACUGGCUUUCAGCUUUGACGUACAAGAUGUGGGAAAAGUGAUUUUAUUUAUUUGUGGUUUAUUUGUUUUCUUAUUUUUGUUUCUCUAUAAGUUCAAAGUUUAUUGGGUCCGAUUGGCUUAAGUUUGUCUUUUGUUGAUACAAUUCCUUCGUUUUUCGUUGGUUCACGCCUUGUUUUGUUGUUCUUUGUAAGUGGUCAGCUUGUUUGCUGCUAAUCUUGUUUGUCCGAAGUGGUGUCUGUAAGUCUCAGUUGAUUUGUAUUUGAAAUGGAUUUCCAGUUUGCUGUUGGGGUACUAUUAAUGGUUAUGAGGGGUCGCACAUGUCUGUUUUAAGACCUACAGUACAUGUAGUCCUAAUUUGUUCUA
This is a messenger RNA of Papaver somniferum (opium poppy), 2111 nucleotides long. Its product is annotated as ankyrin repeat-containing protein BDA1-like. Lineage: Eukaryota; Viridiplantae; Streptophyta; Magnoliopsida; Ranunculales; Papaveraceae. The record is from RefSeq and is a predicted model, not a curated record. The transcript has 2 exons. Gene Ontology annotation, molecular function: protein binding. Bases 176 to 1492 code for a protein of 438 amino acids.